AUGAAGUUCGUAGAGUCCCAGAAGAGGUCAACCCUUGUGUGGCGUCUUGAUGAGGAGGUUGACGCAGAAGACCUCAUUGAGUGCAUAUGGGACAGAAGGACGGUGAAGCGUGAUCCUGCUGCUUCCUUCGGCAAUGUAGUCCGUGCGCCAUGCCAGUUGAUUUUUGAGUGUUAUCCUGGAGAACUUGAAGGAGCUAAGAAGGUGAUGUAUAGCAUGAUGGAGGAAUGGAGGGAACACAACUUCCGGUGCACUAUAUCGCUACGUUCGGAUCACUCGAAGCAGCUGUUGAAUCUUGGUCGGGGAGGACAGGGGCUGCAGAAGUUCCGCAGUUUCGCUAGGGAUAAAGGUGUGGAGAUUAGUAUUAGACGAGGUAACCCCGAGCACGUGCCAAGCUUAGAUGCUACUGACGAAGAGGUCGAUGAUGAUGAGGAGGAGAGUGGAUCUUGUCCCACCAUGGUCCUCUCGGGAGUAGAGGCUAGUGUGCUGGAGGUUGAACAGAACUGGAUCGACAGGUUGGAGAAGUUCAAGAGGGAGAAUAAGACUUCCGAGUUGACGCUCUCGAUUGAGCAUUUGUUUGCCUUUGGGUUAACCGGUGUAACGCCAUCAUCACCAUCGACGUUGGAAGAUACUCCUACCAAGGAUUCUGAGGACAGGUACGAGACACUGUUGGUGAACUGUAGUCCUAAAUCGGUAGAGGACGCAACUAGGAGGCUCUUCAAGCAUGUCAGGUCGAGUCCUGGACCGGAAGAUGGGGAGAAUGGUCCGCUGUCGAACACGGGUAGUGUCGACUUCACUAAGGAUGCUUAUGGGACUGUAACUCUGCACUUGCGGGGCACGGAGCAGUUCUUGGGCCGAAUGAAGGAUGCUGUGUCCCGCUUGUUGGACUCGUUCACAGCAAAGAAUGUUGUGAUGGGCAUCCCGGACACGGCAUUGACAACAUUGAGUGAGGAAGUAGUGCAACAGUUGCAUAACAGGUAUGAUGUUGAAGUUAGGGUUGUGAAGAACUCCUAUGAGGGUGAUUACGGUCACUAUCUGUUGGUAACGGGCGAGUCGAAGGAAACGGACAUUGGCAACUGUCACGAUGAGAUCAUUCGCAUCAUCAAUAAGCA
Messenger RNA from Perkinsus marinus ATCC 50983, 1109 nucleotides. RefSeq lists its product as hypothetical. The transcript has 12 exons. Lineage: Eukaryota; Perkinsozoa; Perkinsida; Perkinsidae. The record is from RefSeq and is a predicted model, not a curated record. The annotation marks the transcript as partial.